This is a messenger RNA of Branchiostoma floridae (Florida lancelet), 1931 nucleotides long. RefSeq lists its product as uncharacterized. The transcript is spliced from 6 exons. The coding region runs from base 202 to 543 and encodes 113 amino acids. The record is from RefSeq and is a predicted model, not a curated record. Lineage: Eukaryota; Metazoa; Chordata; Leptocardii; Amphioxiformes; Branchiostomatidae.
ACACAUCUAAACAUCUCAUGACAGGGCGCAGAGAGUCCUACGCCAUGAUUACCCAGAAGGGACCAAAACCAUCUUGGUUCGUGGAGAAAAGGAGCGCUAAAGGUGCUGGACCAACUACUGUAGAGGCGUUUAUACCACCAGUCGCAAAAGGUUUCACCGUGAGGGCACAGUCGUACGCAUGGGAGGAUCCGGGUUUCCGGGAUGUCCCCUACAAUUCCAGAGAUCUCACCUACAUUGUCGUUGGCGGACAGAAGAGCAACAUUGAUGAAGGCCGGACGGAUCAUAGUUGUCGUUGUUCAUGACAGCGGCGACUUUACAGGAGGACUAUCCAGUGUAUUAGCACCAUACGGAUCUACAAUUACUUAUCUAGGGCGCAGAGAGUCCUACGCCAUGAUUACCCAGAAGGGACCAAAACCAUCUUGGUUCGUGGAGAAAAGGAGCGCUAAAGGUGCUGGGCCAACUACUGUAGAGGCGUUUAUACCACCAGCCGGGACACUUGAAGACCACGAAGUCGACAACGACAAAGACCGGGACGAGCUGUGAAUGCCUGCUGGCGAACCUCUUGAAUAAAAGUCUACUCGGCAUGGUUAGCUUACUCUUUCCUGGUAACUAUCGAGCCUGUACUUCUUGUACAGGGUUUUUUAAUAGGAUGCUAUAUUUUGCAACUCAUUCUCUGUGGUCUUUGUAAAAUCUAUGUUGAGUAGAUACUUGUUUCUUCCCAUCCUCCCUUAUAAAGUAUGGCAUCCUUAUGUUAUUAGAUAGGAAAGCUGACAGCAGAUGGAAACCUAGGACAAUUUGUAUGGAGAAACUAAUAAAGAAAACGUAGCAGCAUUAAGAAUAGAUUGAAAAACCAAUUCCAACAGUAUAUAGCACACAAGGAAAUGUCGUACAUUGGUCAAGUUUCAGAUCAUGCAAAGGACCAAACAUACAAAAGGCCAUUUGUAACUCAAUAUGUCAGUAAUAUCUUAACAUUAGAUGCCAACAUGAUAAUAUCGAUGCAGUUUGUUAGGUGGAAAACUGUUGUCAGCUGAACAAAAAACCCCAAAAUGCCGGUGAAAGGAGCUUUACGGUACCAUUGCUGCAUCCACAGUGUGACAGUCAGGGGAGACAAAACCUCCGGGUUCUGUGGAGAAUGUUUUGCGAGGAUUAUGCAGUAAUUGUGUUUGACAUGGUGGCCACCAUAUCUGCAUCUUACAACCUUCAGAGUCAAAGGCAUUUACUGAUAUGAGAAAGGAAAAGAUGAGAUGAGGCAGUGAGGCUGGCUGUGAAACAUUGUGGGAUAGUGGUGUAUUACGAAAUAAUAGUGCAAAUUACUAGCAAGCCUAUAUAGUAAUAAUUAUGUUGACAUUUAGCUUUGUCAUCUUCUGAAUUAACAAAUUCUACUCUGUUCGAAGGCUCUAAAUGUAGGUUUCUAGUGUAUAAUCUUAUUUCUGUACUAGAUAUAACUUUUCAUCUUCCAGUAGAUUUUUAUUAGACGUUGCUGAUACUGAGGUUAUAAGGUCAGCGUUGUUAGUUUAUAAGAUACCAGGAUGUUAGAAAUAUGAGGUGUAUUAGCAUUUUAUUAGCUUUUCUGUAGAGUGAGGAUCAGUUAUCUUACUUGUAAGAAACAAUUUAGAGUUUCUGAGGCAAAAAUAAUCUAGACUCGUUUAUAGAGGUGCUGCGGAAUUUUGUGUUAUUGUGUUAUUAUGUAGAGGUGCUGCGGAAUUUUGUGUUAUUAUGUAGAGGUGCUGCGGAAUUUUGUGUCAGUAAUAAUUGUGAGAUUAGCCCAGAUAUCCCCAUGAGAAGAUAGACAAGAGAUACCAUCAUGCACUAAAUCAGAGAAGUGAUGUCUUGCUGAACUCACAACUAGAACUGAUCGCUUAGUUACGUAUAUCCUUUAUGUGCAUUUGCUAUGAAACCUUUAAUAUAAGAUGUGCAGUUUUGGUACCACA